Chlorella variabilis is the source of this 549-nucleotide messenger RNA. RefSeq lists its product as hypothetical. The record is from RefSeq and is a predicted model, not a curated record. NCBI's taxonomy places the organism in Eukaryota, Viridiplantae, Chlorophyta, Trebouxiophyceae, Chlorellales, Chlorellaceae. The transcript has 3 exons. Bases 1 to 492 code for a protein of 163 amino acids. Gene Ontology annotation, molecular function: tRNA binding.
AUGGACAUCAGGGUGGGCCGCAUAGUGAGCUGCGAGAAGCACCCCGACGCUGACGCGCUGUAUGUGGAGCAUAUUGACGUGGGCGAGGCUGAGGGGCCCCGCACCAUUGUGAGCGGCCUGGUCAAGUAUGUGCCGCUGGAGGAGAUGCAGAACCGCGCAGUGGUGAUCAUCGCCAACCUGAAGCCUCGCAACAUGCGUGGCAUCAAGAGCAAUGGCAUGGUGCUGUGCGCUUCCAACGAGGAGCACACGGCGGUGGAGCCGCUAACACCGCCCGAGGGCGCCGCGGUUGGCGAGCGUGUCUGGUUUGGCGAGGCGUCGGAGCAGGGCGAGCCCGCCAAGCCCAACCAGGUCGACAAGAAGAAGAUGUUUGAGGAGGUGCAACCGCUGCUGCGCACUGACGGCGCACGGGUGGCAGGGUUCAAUGGCCAGCAGAUGAUGACCAGCGCCGGCCCUGUGACUGUGGCCAGCCUGGCAGAGGCCCGUAUCUCGUAGUGCAAUCCAGAAGCGGAACAGGAUAUGAGUUUUGAAGGCCUGUUGGUAACUCAAUGC